AUGUAUCACACGCCUACGUUCUUUUUAUUCAUGUUCAGCACAACUGGUUCGUUGUCCAUGUUGUCAAAGGUUGCAUCCUCAGGCAAGGGUGCAAGGCUACUAACGGUGUUAGACUUGAGAGGAGCACAAUUGGAAACAUUCCCGCAUGAAGGUGUGGACCUCCUUAAUCUUACUUAUCUAAGUUUGAGGGCGACAAAUGUAAAAAUGAUCCCGAAAUCGAUCGGAAAACUCAAGAAGCUAGAAACGUUGGAUCUGAAACAAACGAAUGUCACCGAGUUGCCUGAUGAGAUCCUGAAGCUCAAACGUCUUCGCCAUCUCUUGUUGUAUCGUUACAACACCGACCUUUGUUAUAGUCCUUUUCACUGUACAAUUGGCUUCAAAGCCCCGGCUGGAAUAGGAAGUUUGUUGUACUUGCAGAAACUAUGUGCUAUUGAAGCAAACCGAGGGAGUAAUAGUGGCAUCGUGCUAAGAGAGGUGGGGAAGCUAACUCAAUUGAGGAGAUUGGUCAUUGUAAAGCUACAGAAGGAAGAUGGGACUGUGCUAUGUUCAUCCUUUGAGAGGCUAGACAACCUUCGCGCAUUGGAAGUUAUUGCACAAGAAGAAGAUGAGAUCAAACCCGAAUCUCUUGAACUGGUUUCUUCUCACGAUAAUGCUAUGUGGAUAGUUGAUUCUCUUGAUGGGACAAGAAGUUUUGUGCAUCGUAGCAGCAUACUUCUGAAAUCGGAAUGGAGUAUAUCACAAUCGAUCGAGCGAUUAGUUGUCCUUCCCUCUUUUUCACUGGAAUCCAUCGGAAAGAUGCUUUUCUGGAUGGAAACUCCAUUAAAGAGAAAUAUGGUCAUUGGCAAUGUUAGUAAAACAAAAGAACUCGGGUUCUUGGCCAUUACCACAAUGAUCAUAGAAGAUGGUGGUUACCCAAGCCAGUACUUAUCAGACCACUUCAUAGGCUUCCUAUUGACUUGGCAUGUCUUACAACUUAAUUGCCCAAGUGUUCUUAGAAAACUCGCCUUCCAAACAACAGGCGUUCAUGAGAUUUAUCUUUGA
This is a messenger RNA of Rhododendron vialii, 1041 nucleotides long. RefSeq lists its product as uncharacterized. The transcript has 3 exons. The record is from RefSeq and is a predicted model, not a curated record. Bases 1 to 1041 code for a protein of 346 amino acids. NCBI's taxonomy places the organism in Eukaryota, Viridiplantae, Streptophyta, Magnoliopsida, Ericales, Ericaceae.